GCUGCAGGUGGGCUUUCGGAUACUUCGCUGGAUGGCCUGAACCACUUCCUGCAAGCUGGAGGCACUGGUAAGGCCACGGGCAGCUCCAGAACUUUGCGCGCCGAGGCUGAAGCACAAGGUCAUGGCUGUUCACGAUCAGGGUGCAGGCUUCGAGGCCGUACUGGCACGCGCAGGCGACCUUUCGGCGGAGACGGACUAUGUGCAGGUCUGGUGCGACUACGUUCGCUGGUCUGCAGAAACCCGCCCUCCCGCUGAGGCGGGCGCCGUGUUGACGCGGGCAUGCCGCACGCUCCUGGGCAACGAGCGGGCAAGGUCCGACCAGCGCACCCUGCGGCUGCUGGUGCGGUACGCCAACAUGCAGCCGUGCCCGCAGGAAGUGUUUCGUUCCCUCGAGGCGCAGGGCGUGGGCGCCGGCCAGGCGCUCCUCUACGAGGCCUGGGCCUCCUGCCUGGAGCGGGCCCACCGGCACGCGGAGGCUGGCGAGGUGUACCGCCGUGGUCUGGCAGGCAAGGCGGAGCCGCAGGCCCGCCUCCGCACCCGCCUGGCCGAGUUCGAGCGGCGGGCACGCCGGCACUCGGCGCCGGUGCAGCAGGGCAACAUCACCUUCGAGGCCUGGUGGGCGGCCGUGGGCAAGUGCAAGGGCAUCGCACUCUGGAAGGGGAAGAUCGAGACCCUCAGCGGCGGCAGCCACGCAGUCAACGGCUUGACUAUCGAGACGGUUGGGCAGGCCGUUUUCCGCCACGUCGACUCGGACGGGGAGUGGA
Messenger RNA from Prorocentrum cordatum, 764 nucleotides. The record is from the annotation of a GenBank genome assembly. Lineage: Eukaryota; Dinophyceae; Prorocentrales; Prorocentraceae.